AUGGCUGAAACCGGUCGCGGAAGUCCGCGCAAGGGUCUGGGCAUCCGCGCGCAUCGAGGGGAACUUCGCGAGCGCCGACGCAGUCGCAGCCGCACGCGAGCCAAAGGUCGGGGCGAAGAGAUCUUCUCGGAUUGGAGCCCCGUCACCGACAUCGGUGUGCUCGUGCGCCACGGCAUAAUUCGCUCCUUGGAAGAAAUCCACGUGCUUUCGCUGCCUAUCCGAGAGCACCAAAUCAUCGACUUUCUCUUCGGGGAUAAGCUGAAAGACGAAGUUCUCAAGAUAAUACCCAUCCACAAGUCAGAUGAUGACCGGCAAACGAAGUUCAGAGCAAUUGUUGCAAUCGGCGACUGGAACGGGCAUGUUGGGCUAGGUAUAAAAUGUUCGGAACACGUUACCGCAGCCGUUUAUGGAGCUCUUGUUUCGGCGAAACUGUCGGUGGUGCCGGUUCGACGAGGACAUUGGGAAGGGAAAACAGGAGAACCACAUACAGUCCCCUGCAAAGUGAUGGGGAAUUGCGGCUGGAAGAGAGUUCGUUUAAUGCCUGCGCCUCGGGGGACGGGAAUUAUCGCAGGUCCGACUCCCAAGAAAAUACUGCAGAUGGCGGGCAUCCAAGAUUGUUACACUUCCAUCAGUGGGUCUUCAGGAACGUUGAUCAGCAUCAUCAGAGCUACAUACUCAGCACUUGCGAACACUUACUACAUUCAUCUCAACACCGAUGAUAAAGACCCUAAAAUAUUAUCACAGCCAACCAAUCAAGAUGCAAAGAAUGUUCCCAAACGCCGAAUAAGUGCUACUACAGCCACUAGUAAAAGCGGCUCUUUUAUGACAUGUGCGAAAAAUUCAGACAAAUCUGUGAAUGCAAUGAAGAAUACAAAGUACUUUCGUCUGACCGCAUCAGCUACUACUGACCUUAAUAAAUUAUGA
This is a messenger RNA of Gryllus bimaculatus (two-spotted cricket), 924 nucleotides long. The record is from the annotation of a GenBank genome assembly. NCBI's taxonomy places the organism in Eukaryota, Metazoa, Arthropoda, Insecta, Orthoptera, Gryllidae.